GUUCGAGUCCCUCCCGCUCUGCUCGCAGCCUCCACACAAGCUGCAUUACACUUGUAAUUGUUGGCUACAGGUUGUGGAUGAGGACGGAGGUCCGCGCGAACACAACCUUCCCAGAACAAAAACUCCACAUCAUUUUAAGGACUCUGAGGGAAGUUGAUGUUUCGGUUAGGAGCACUUCCCUCAAAAUGAGGGUCCGCAUUUGACUUUGGUUAACGAAACAAGGCUUCCUGUUGCUAAAAAGUGCAAUAUCCCUUCACAAGAGUUUCGUCGAUCAGAUCUUCUGGGCGCAAUUACGCACGGCGAGCAUCAUGGCACCAAUGUUGGAUAGACGGACUCCAGCUUUGCUCUUGGUUUGGAGCUACUGUGUUCUAGCUGAUACUGCUUUUACGAACUUUACUUUGGACAACGAGUUCCACUCGAGCUUCAUCCACCGUCGUCUGAAGAGCCAGGAGCGCAGAGAGAUGCAGCGAGAGAUCCUGUCGAUCCUGGGGCUGCCGCACCGGCCGCGACCUCACCUCCACGGCAAGCACAACGCUGCGCCGAUGUUUAUGUUGGACUUGUACAACGCCAUGUCCACCGAGGGAGACGAGGACAGAUACUCCUAUCCGUACAAGCCCAUCUUUACCACCCAGGGGCCUCCAAUAGCCAGCCUGCAAGACAACAACUUCUUGAACGAUGCAGACAUGGUCAUGAGCUUUGUCAAUUUAGUGGAGCAUGACAAAGAAUUCCUACCAGUGCGGCGACAUCACCAAGAGUUCAGAUUCGACUUGUCACGGAUCCCAGAAGGAGAGGCGGUCACUGCGGCUGAGUUUCGUAUUUAUAAAGACUUCAUCCACGAACGUUUUGAGAAUGAGACCUUCCGCGUCAGCGUCUACCAGGUGUUAGAGGAACACUCUGAUCGGGAGUCUGACCUGUUUCUGCUGGACUCUCGGGUGAUCUGGGCAGCAGAGGAGGGCUGGCUGGUGUUUGACGUGACCGCCACCAGUAACCACUGGGUCCUGAAUCCUGGCAGGAACCUGGGUCUUCAGCUGGCCCUGGAGAGCACAAAUGGAGAGAGUAUCAAUCCUCGUGUGGCAGGGCUGAUAGGUCGCAGCGGGCCUCAGAAUAAACAACCGUUCAUGGUGGCCUUUUUCAAAGCCACUGAACUGCACCUGCGAAGCAUACGCUCAGCACCAGGGGGGGGCAAACAGCGAAACCCCAACCGCUCCAAGGGUGCAAAGAGCCAGGAGGCACUCAGAGUGGCCAAUGUCGCAGAGAACAGCAGCACUGAUCAGAAGCAGGCGUGUAAGAAGCAUGAGCUCUACGUCAGUUUCAGAGACUUGGGGUGGCAGGACUGGAUCAUUGCUCCAGAGGGAUACGCAGCGUACUAUUGCGAGGGAGAGUGUGCCUUCCCACUGAACUCCUACAUGAACGCCACAAACCAUGCCAUUGUGCAGACGCUUGUUCAUUUUAUUAAUCCGGACACUGUUCCUAAGCCCUGCUGCGCCCCAACGCAGCUCCACGCCAUCUCCGUGCUCUACUUUGAUGACAGCUCCAACGUCAUCCUCAAGAAAUACCGCAACAUGGUGGUCAGAGCCUGUGGCUGCCACUAGACUGUCAGCAUCUUCACACACAGACACACGGAGAGGCCAACACACACACAGAGCGGAGAGAGGGCUCUCACUUGCUCUCAGGCACCAUUUGACACAUUGAACUGGAUUGUUCAUGCACAUGUAUUUUAUGUACAGUCGGAGGGUAGACUCUCAAUUCAUUGUCAAGGUUGUCCUGAAGUAAGCACAAUGUUGGGGACCUCACUACCAAUGCGCACACAUGCACAGACAAUCUCCCACUCACACUUAAGUUUGUACAGCGGCGUAUUAGGGCCUUUGUCAGAAACAAAUAAACUCAUUACUGAGCCAUCAGGAGGGGGGUCAUAUUCCUAAGGAGGAAAGUAAAUACAUUAUCUGAUAAUAAAGUCACAUAUAAAUGAGGAAAGCCACAAAGACAUGGACAAAAGAAGAGUUUGACAGAUAACAACUUCUAUGGUUGACUCAAACUGGAAACUAAAAGUUAACCUUUACUGAGCAGCAAAAAGCUAAAAAAUAAAUAAAUAAAAAUAGCAAGCCAACACUUGUCUUAUAAACAGUAUAAUAAUUGAACUCUGGGCCCAGGUUGCCUUAUUAUAGUGCUUGCCAGGGUUAGUCAGCCUAAAUGCUUUGGUCAUGGGGAAGUGAGCGUGGUUUCUUUUAAAGUGUUUAGCCCCCACAGACGCCGCGAGCAAACAGGAAAGGCUACCUGACGGACGAGUAUUUCUUCACUGCUGUCUUGAUCCAAAUGCAAAGUGUAAUUUGAUUAGGUUGCAAUCUGGCCAUUAAUUUUUUUUUCUGGUAAAAUCACCACUUUCUCUCAGAGAAUAUUUCAAAAUAGUAGUUUUCUCAAAUUUUCUGCUAUGAUUUUUAAUAUUCAGCCCCACCGAGCUCCUUAAUGUUUAUUUGAACCCACAAUGGCCAUAAUAUAGUGCAGGUACGUUUGUGCUUUCUACUGUGUAUAAGUCAUUAAAAGCAGUGAUUGUACUGUAUAUUCAAAGUCAACAAUCUUUUGUUUAUUUCAUAAUUGUCAUUGUAGUUGUUUUUUUUGUAGAUUUGAUCAUAUAUAUAUAUAUGACUGAGACCUGGAUGGAUGUUCUGAAUUUUUUUUGAUGUAAAAUACUGUGUAUAUAAUUUUUUCAAACAAAGCAAGAAGUGUAUUUAUUACCUGGAUUGUCACGUGGGUUUGUGUUUCUCCUGUAUGUUAUGCUGCCUGUUUUCUUAACAUGAAAAAAAACACACACACAAAGUUGACAGAAAGCUGAUUUGACUCGAGCAUCGAGUUUAAACUCUUUAAAUCUCACUGCCCCAAGUGUACGCCGCACACACUGAUGGUGGGAGGCAAUUUAUGACAACCUGGACCAGUGGAUAUGUCUCCAUAUUUCAUCAGUCAAAACUGUUACAUAUUCCUGUCAUACGCUUUCACAGCAACAAGCAGCUGAAGUGUCAGAGAGGGAAAUUCUUGUUCUGUGUGCUUGACAUUUUCAGGUUUAUAUUCCUCUGCUGUAAUACAAUCUGUCAUAUUUAAAAGGUCUAUUUAUUGGGAGCUGGCUCAGAUGUUCUAAAGUGUGCUCCAAUGUCUCAACCAUGUUUGACUGCCGAACUGGUACAACAAUAAACUGGGAGAAAAGCAA
Molecule: messenger RNA, 3199 nt
Organism: Labrus bergylta (ballan wrasse)
Lineage: Eukaryota; Metazoa; Chordata; Actinopteri; Labriformes; Labridae
Gene: bmp7b
Product: bone morphogenetic protein 7b
Biological process (GO): BMP signaling pathway
Cellular component (GO): extracellular region
Molecular function (GO): growth factor activity; cytokine activity
Source: RefSeq, a predicted model, not a curated record